AUGGCAUCUGACAAUAAUUAUGCACAACCUGCAAUUCCUUGCAUUGAUGGUUACUAUGAACAUUGGAGCAUGUUGAUGGAUAAUUUCCUAAGAUCCAAGGAAUAUUGGACUAUCGUGGAAACUGGUGUUGUUGAACCAGCUAGCUCAGCAAGAGUGAAACGACAACAACUCCAAGCUCUUCACAAAGACUUUGAGACUCUUCACAUGAAGGAGGGAGAGUUAAUUUAUGGGUAUUUUGCUAGAACGGUGAUGAUAACAAACAAGAUGCAUAUUCAUGGUGACAACUUGGAAGAUGUUGUGGUUGAAAAGAUUUUGUGGUCGAUGUCUCCCAAAUUUGCAUAUGUGGUCUGGUCAAUUGAAGAAUCAAAGGACAUUGAUGUUUUUUCCAUUGAUGAACUACAAAGUUCUUUGCUUGUUCAUGAGUAUAGAGUGGCUACUCCUUCUACAGAAGAACAAGCUUUGAAGGUGUCAACUCACAUUGAUUCCCCCACAGGGAGAGGGUUAGGCCAAGGUCAUGGAAAAGGCCGAGGACGAGGUAGAGGAAGAGGAAAAGGCACGAAUUUCAGAGGCAGAGGAAGAGGCAGAUGCAGAGACAAGGGAGAAAAGUCUAACUUUGCAGAGAAAGAAGAAGAAAAAACAUUAUUAAUGGCUUACCAUCACCAGGAAGAUGCUCAUUCAAACAAGUGGUAUUUAGAUUCUGAUUGCAGUAAUCAUAUGUGUGGUAACAAAUCCUUAUUUUCUAAUUUAGAUGAGUCAUUUAAAGAUAUUGUCAAGCUAGGGAAUAAUUCAAGAAUGACUGUCAUGGGAAAAGGUACUAUUCGAUUGCAAGUCAAAGAUCAUUUUUUCAAAAUUCCUGGUGUUUUCCAUGUUCCAGAUUUAAAGAGCAAUCUUAUUAGCAUGGGACAGCUGCAAGAAAGAGGUUAUACGAUCAUCAUUCGAAAGGGUUAUUGCUCAAUUUAA
This is a messenger RNA of Camellia sinensis, 960 nucleotides long. NCBI's taxonomy places the organism in Eukaryota, Viridiplantae, Streptophyta, Magnoliopsida, Ericales, Theaceae. The record is from RefSeq and is a predicted model, not a curated record.